AAGCAAAAAAUUAUGAUAAAUGUAAUACAAUUCUUUCUAAUGAUUAUUUAUAAAAUAAAAAAUUUAUUAUGAAUUUUAUGUUGAUCACCAUUUAUAUUAUUUUAGGUUUUGUUUCUUAGUAGUUACUAUAGUAUGUAAAUAAAAACAAUCAAAUAAAUAAUGCAAUUUAUUUUAUAAAUUGUAUUUUUAAAAGAAGAAUUUUAUAUAGAUUUCAUCAAUUAUGUUAAUAGUAGUAAUUAAUAUAUAAACUGAUACUGAAUAAAGAAAAAGAAAGUAAAUAUGUCUUAUGUAGAACAUGGACCCCGAAUUUUUUUAACUAGUAAACAUAACUCUGGAACACCUUUGAUAUACGGUGAUUAUGUUUUACCGAAGAAACGUUUAGAAGGUCGAUUAAAAUUACAUGAUUCUUGUUCGGAUAUUAGAGCUUGGAGUCCGAAUUCUUUAGAAAAUUCACGUUAUUUUCGUGAACUCAAUGAACAUGAUUCAUCAAUAGGAAAAAUAAUACCAUUUAAUGUAGUCAUUGAUAAUAUUAUUCAACUCAAUUCAGAAACUCAAAAUAAACUUCAAGCAGUUAAAAGAGAACUUAAAAAAUAUAAGAGUCUUAGACUUACUCCUGAACAAGAAGAAGAAUUAAGAAAUUUAAAUUAUAUUUCAAAAGUAAAAUCACAGAAAAACAAUUAUACAACAGGAUUGUUAAAAGAUGCAUUUUUUAAUAUGAGUAAAUCAGGUCCUGUGAUUCAUUCAAAUUCAUAUUUAUCAAUUCAUAUACCUUGUGAGAGAAAUUUACAGAAUAAACAAAAUGCAUCAACUAUAACAAACCAUAAUCAAUUAUAUUCUUUAACAGCAUUUGAUUCAUCUUUGAAAAAUUAUAAUUUAAUAUCAUCAUGUAGAUCUAUUUUGAAAUCAUUUCCUAUUUCAGAAUACAGUGAAAAGACAUCAUCCUGGAUAGAAUAUGUUGAUGUAGCUUUACAAGUAGAAAAAGAAACACGUGAUGUAGAAGUACAAAUCAAUGAUCAAGUUGAUAAAUAUUUAAAUAAAACUAUAACAGUAUCUACAAUGUCACAAACGUCAUUCACAUCCAAAUCUAGUGAUGAGGAUAACAGUGUAGUAGAUCUAGACAAAAGUAGUACGCAAACAAAUAAUCAUGAGGAACAAAGUUUUGAAUGUGAUGCAUCCUGUAGUGAUAGCUCACAAGAUAUUGAAAGUCCAACAGAAUCUGAUACUGAAAUAGGGACAGAAUCUGAUUUUGAUCGACAUAAUAGUAUUCACAAAGGAAUUAUCAUUCAAAAAGAUUCUGAAAUCAUUGUCUUGAAAAAUGAACUUUGUGUAAGAGAUGCUGAAUUAGAAGAAUUACGUGAUAUGAAUAAACAUUUGGAGAUUUUAUUAAAAGAAAAGGAAAGUUUUAUACACACUCAACAAGAGAACCUUAAAAUAUUACAUGAAAAAUUGUUCAAAUUAGAUCAUGAGCGUAAUUAUGAAAUAGAAGAUUUGAAGCAAAAACUCCAUGGUUAUAAAUGCUUAAUGGAACAACUCAAACAAGAUUUAAAUGAGAAAUGUGAAAGUUGUUAUUUAUAUUCUCAAGAAAUUGAAAAGCUUCAAUUAUGUAUUAAAGAAACGAUAACAUUACGAUUAGAAAAAGAGUCACUUUUAAAAAAAGUACAAGACAUGGAAGAAUUAGCAAAAAAUUAUAAUGAAUCUUUAGAACAAUUAAAAAAUGUAUUAAAAGAAAGAGAUGAACUUAAAAAACAAAAUUAUGAGCAGCAUUGUUUAUUAACAGAUCAAGAAGAAAAAUUAAAUCAAUUAUUAAAAGUGAUUAAAGAAUUAUCUAUUAAAUAUAAUGAACAAGUAUAUUAUUUUUAUUAUGUGUAUUAA
This is a messenger RNA of Apis cerana (Asiatic honeybee), 1872 nucleotides long. RefSeq lists its product as uncharacterized. NCBI's taxonomy places the organism in Eukaryota, Metazoa, Arthropoda, Insecta, Hymenoptera, Apidae. The record is from RefSeq and is a predicted model, not a curated record.